Saimiri boliviensis boliviensis (Bolivian squirrel monkey) is the source of this 1831-nucleotide messenger RNA. RefSeq names its product CD1d molecule (gene CD1D). Gene Ontology annotation, cellular component: external side of plasma membrane. Gene Ontology annotation, molecular function: endogenous lipid antigen binding; exogenous lipid antigen binding; lipopeptide binding. The record is from RefSeq and is a predicted model, not a curated record. Lineage: Eukaryota; Metazoa; Chordata; Mammalia; Primates; Cebidae. Gene Ontology annotation, biological process: antigen processing and presentation, exogenous lipid antigen via MHC class Ib; immune response; antigen processing and presentation, endogenous lipid antigen via MHC class Ib.
UCCUGCCUCUAAAACUUAACGGUUGGAGAGCGUCCCACACGCUGACCCAAAGUCUCCGUUGGAGCGGAUUGAGACCCGCGGGUUGUGAAACCUGAAGUGAGCGGCUGCGCCGGGACUCCCGGGACCCCGACGUCUUUGCAGCUCACACGGCUAACCGCGAGGGCGCCCUCCGGCAGAAGCAGCCAACCGCAGACACGCCGAGGGAGGAAGGCUGCCGGCGUCCGGGCUCGGGGACUGGCCGGCACCCAGGCCGAAAAGCACGUGGGCUGAGCGGGAGCGGAGGAGCGUGCGCAGGUCAGAGCGCGGCGCGGUUCCGGAGGUCCCCAGGCCCGGCGACAUGGGGCGCCUGCUGUUUCUGCUGCUCUGGGCGCUCCUCCAGGCGUGGGGAGGCGCUGAAGUCCCGCAAAGGCUUUUCCCCUUCCGCUGCCUCCAGAGCUCCUGGUUCGCCAACAGCAGCUGGACGCGCACCGACGGGUUGGCGUGGCUGGGGGAGCUUCAGACGCACAGCUGGAGGAGCGGCUCCGACACCAUCCGCUUCCUGAAGCCCUGGUCCCAGGGCACGUUCAGCGACCGGGAGGUGAAGACGCUGCAACAGUUAUUUCGGGUCUAUCGAGACAACUUCACCAGGGACGUGAAGAAAUUCGCCGAAAUGCUGCACUUAGCCUAUCCCAUGGAGGUCCAGGUGUUUACUGGCUGUGAGGCGGACCCUGGGAACGCCUCGAAUAAUUUCUUCCAUGUAGCAUUUCAAGGAAGACAUAUCGUGAGUUUCCAAGGAUCUUCUUGGGAGCCAGCCCAAGAGGCCCCAGAUACGGCAAACUCGGUCAUCCGAGUGCUCAACCAGGACCAAGGGACGAAGGAAACGGUGCACUGGCUCCUUAAUGACAUCUGCCCCCAGUUUGUCAGUGGCCUCCUUGAGUCAGGGAAGGCAGAAUUGGAGAAGCAAGUGAAGCCCAAGGCCUGGCUGUCCCGUGGCCCCAGUCCUGGCCCUGGCCGUCUGCUGCUGGUGUGCCAUGUCUCAGGAUUCUACCCAAAGUCCGUGUGGGUGAUGUGGAUGCGGGGUGAGCAGGAGCAGCCGGGCACUCAGCGAGGGGACGUUCUGCCCAAUGCUGAUGAGACAUGGUAUCUCCAAGCAACCCUAGAGGUGGCCGCUGGGGAGGCGGCUGAACUGUCCUGUCGGGUGAAGCACAGCAGUCUAGAGGGCCAGGACAUCGUCCUCUACUGGGCAGGUGGGAGCCAAGCCUCCGUGGGCUUGAUUGUCUUGGCGGUCGUGGCGUGCCUGCUGUUGCUCCUUGCGCUCAUCGUAGGCGUUACCUUCUGGUUUAAGAGGCAGCCUUCCUAUCAGGGCGUCCUGUGACUCGUCUCGCCACAUCCGUGUCUCUGAAACUCAGGACCUCUGGACCUCAGGUUCCCAGGACUUCAGUCCCGGUGUGCUCAGGAACUGAAAAAGAAAGGAGAGAUACCUUGAAAAAGUAGAGAACAGUCAUAUGGCAGCUCUGAUCACACCCUUUUAACAUUCAUCUAAAAUAAUUUAAAUUCUUUUAAAAAAAUUACACUACAAGUUUAUAAGCCAAGCGGCUCUAUAAAAUCAGAAGUGUAAACACGUGCAAACUUGUGUCUGAAGACCUACCAGGGACAAGCAGUUAAGGGCUGGAGUGUGAGCGUGUGUGAUGGGAUCUGCAAUGAACUGGAACGCACAUGUUCUAUCCAAAGGCAUUAGCCGCAGCUGCUUGUCGUUAAGUAUAAAGUCAGGACCUGGCUUGGCUUUAACCGUCUUUCAAGAAAACUGGAAAUCUGGAUUUUUGCGCGAAUAUGCUUGAUUUUUUUUUUUUUU